Babjeviella inositovora NRRL Y-12698 is the source of this 603-nucleotide messenger RNA. RefSeq lists its product as uncharacterized. The coding region runs from base 1 to 603 and encodes 200 amino acids. The transcript has a single exon. The record is from RefSeq and is a predicted model, not a curated record. NCBI's taxonomy places the organism in Eukaryota, Fungi, Ascomycota, Pichiomycetes, Serinales. Gene Ontology annotation, cellular component: cytoplasm.
AUGAGCUACAAAGACGACCCACCCUCCUACGACGAGGCUGCAGGCCCUAUUCGUACCAGUCUUCAUACAGGUACCUCUACAGCAGCUCCAGGAAACUACCAGCCGCCCCGCCACCGUCCUCGAACUCCACCAACGCUGGCUCAAACACUCCCAGACUUGUACAACCCUAACCCGGAUCUUUUGUUCAGGUACCCUACCAAGUAUUUCUGCCAAAAAUGUAAAAAUUACGGAUAUCGGUCCGACAAAGGCAACAAACCGUGUAAGGACUGCUGGAAGAAAUUUCACCGCCCGAUCACCUCAUCGUCUUCGGGGGGACACUAUAAUCCCCCAGCCCAAAAACCGGCACCCGCCCCAAGGCCUCCACAGCACAUAUACGCCCCCACGUAUGUUCCAGCCCCACCAGUAAUUCAGUAUGUCCCACAAGUCCAUUAUCAACCGGUAUUCUACCCUCCACCGCCAAGACCCAGAGUAGUGAGGCCCGGAGAUCCGUCAAUCGGCGGAAGAUUGUGCUGGCGUUGCAACGGGAGUGGCAGGGUCAUGGGGAUGUUUUUAUUCGACGACGAAAUAUGCUACACGUGCAAUGGUGUCGGGAGAGUCUUCUAA